Danaus chrysippus (African queen) is the source of this 972-nucleotide messenger RNA. The record is from the annotation of a GenBank genome assembly. Lineage: Eukaryota; Metazoa; Arthropoda; Insecta; Lepidoptera; Nymphalidae.
CUGACCGUGGCCCUGGGGCCUUAUCAGAGGCGCCCCCGGCCUAUAAUAGCUGGGCCGGCGUCUCAUCUCAACUCCAGACAGAACUUUGACACCGACGGAAUGUUACGCAGCUUGCUCCUUCUAGCUGUGCUCGCUACGGCAAGCGCUUGCAAGCCAUGCAAAUCUCUAGGGGAGGGCAGCUGCCCCUCUCUGCCCCCCCCCUUGGCGACGCCCUUGCUUACAUGUUCCUGUGGUGUGGCCCGAGGUGCUCGUGUGGUGGGGGGUGGGCCUGUCACUGCCGGGGAAUUCCCCUGGCUAGCAGCUGUCAAGAGAGACGGAAAACUCAUCUGUGGAGCCACUGUCGUAGCCCGAGACCAUCUAAUAACAGCCACGCAUUGUGUUUACGAAGUGGAAGCCUCCCGACUGACUGUGUUAGUGGGGGAAUACAACGUUAAUAAAUCAAGAUCCGAAGGCUACAGGGUGUCGCAUGUUAUCCAACAUCCAGACUUCAAUAGAUACACGUAUGACAACGAUAUCGCUGUUUUACGACUAGCAGAAGCAUUGCCAGAUCACCUUUACCGACCCGCCUGUCUGCCAGACGAUGAAGAUGCAUUAGCGGGAGUUGAUGCUAUUGUCUCUGGAUGGGGAAGUACCGUGGAAAAGGGUCCGCCUUCAGAUAUACCUAUGAAGGCGGAAGUACAAAUAUGGUCACAAGAGGCAUGCACGGGAGCGGGCUACGGCCGCAGAAAAGUGACCCCUCGCAUGUUGUGCGCCAACGCUCCAGACAGGGACUCCUGUACCGGAGACUCCGGCGGGCCGCUGUUGAUGACGCAACCACAUUAUACUGUUGUUGGCAUAGUGUCGUGGGGCCGCGGUUGUGCCAGACAAGGCUACCCGGGCGUGUACGCGAGAGUCAACCACUUCAUGCCGUGGCUUCGAGUGGCUCUGAGACACGCUUGUACGUGCACACCUCCGAACAUAUACAAGAAAUGA